GAAAAUGGACAAUUUAACACGCAAAUUCAUCAUUCAUGUCCCGACGGGGAGACUCGCGCUUGCACGCUGAAUUGAUUUGCAAAUGCCCGGCCGUGGUGUGAAAAGGAAAAUUACCAGAGAGGAGAAGAGCGCGGUUCGCCACCCGGUAAGGGCGAGCUCUCUGUCGGGGAGAAGUCGGAGCGCAGCGGGGAUCGUACUGGGUGAUUUCUGCUGUCUGUGUUUACAGGACGUGUUCAUCAUAGAUGCAUCUGAGUAAUAAUGGAUAGGCCUACACUGAUGUAUCUGCUGAGAUAGCAGGUUCCAUUUUCCGUAUUCAUAGUUAUAGGGUAGGUUAUUCGUUAAUUGGCUCACGUGGAUCUUAUUCUCUGGUCUAAAGGAAUCAAUCACCAUUGCAAAGCUCAUGUAUGCUUAUAAAAAUACAAGGAAACGCGCUAUUGUCUCCUGACAUAGUGGCUCAUGCUGCGAUUGUAAAAUAAGGAAUAUGUUUCUGUAAAGUGCGUUUUACACUUUCAAACGAUCACGUCAGAUGUAGUAGACUCAAUCAUUUGCAUGGCGCUCAGCACCUUUGUCACUCACGCUACUCAGAUGCACGCUACUUGAGAUUGGAAUCACAAGUGUUGCCCUCAUACACAGAAGCAAAACUAGAAGUAAUUUUGUUAUAUCGUAGCUAUUGUUAAUAAAUAAAUGUCAAUUACCUAAACUCAUUGUAAGUGCAACAGGGGCACUUUACCUUGAGGCUAUAGGGUUUAGCCUGUUUGACAGACGCAACCUGUCUCAGUGUGGGUUAGCACGCUGUGAUGUACGGUCUAUGGUGCGCUGACUGAGAGGGGUGCAGGCUGGAUAAUAAAGGAGUAGCCUACCCGACAUAUCGGCGAGUGAGGACAGACAGGAGGGGGCGGCGGGACACUCCGCCUCAGAUUAUUUUUAUGAACGCGCAUGUUUGCGCCUUGUCAGCCUUGUAACUUAAGCAUAUUAGGGCACGUAAAUCGAGAUCGCCCCGUACGGCGGAGGAGUUGGUGUUUUAAGCCUCUACAGCUGGUGUCAUCGGCGGGCUGAGCUGUAGCAGCGCCGCUAGAGCAGGGCGCUCAACAGUUCAGUGCGCAACUGUAGUGAUUCUGCUUCAGGGGGACUGAAGAACCUGAGCUUCCCACCUCAGACCUGGAUGAACCUGCCGCCACCUUCCUAGGAUCACAGUACCCUUCUGUGACAGGAGGGGCCCUGCAGACAGCAGUCGUGCCAGGCACCAUGAAGCAGCAAGCUUGGCCUGAGAGAGCGGAGAAAUCACCCUUCAUCACUCUCAACCAGGCUGGGCAACGGAAGAAAUGCACACAGAAGCAGCAGCAGAGCAUGCCACAGCAAAGACAGGCUAACGCACACAUCUGAGAGCACACAGUGGAGAGCAAAUGGGGAAGGCAAGAAGAGACUGAGAGACGGAAGUCAGUAACUCAGAUUGCGUUGUUCUAGAUGGUAGUGUGGACUGGGCCACACACAGAGGCAGUGAUGUCCUUGUUAACACAUUGUCCUCCGUUAGAAGCUCCUUGUUAGAAAUCACAAAUCAGUACCCCGCCCCUGUGAGGCUACAGAGCUGAGGGGCAGAGAAGAAGACAAACAGAGGACGAGAGAGAGACAGAGCGGGAAAAAGAGACUGUGACAGGCCCCCAUGCAGGCGCGUAAGAAAUAUGUUCUGCUGGGCUUGUGUGCGUGCUGCUGGCUGGUCCUCUUUUACUGGGGUGGAGGAGUCCAGCUGCGUCUGCUCCGGCUGCUGACACGGCAGCGGGGUGAAGUGGUGCGCCCCUGGCCCAACUGGACUGACCGGGCCUUCUUGCCCCGCUAUGCCCACCUGGAUGAGCUCCAGACAGACCCCGGGACAGCUGAGUCACCCCGCCAGCGCCGUCAGGCAUGGUCCGCCAUUUAUAAGGACAGUCGCUGCCGCAUGGAGACCUGUUUUGACUUCUCGCGGUGUCGUCGCAGAGGCAGGGAAGGGUUCAGGGUGUAUAUAUAUCCAUCAGAGAAAAAUGAUCAUGUGUCAGAGAGCUAUAGGAAGAUCCUGACGUCUAUAGGUGAGUCACGGUACUACACAUCAGACCCCCGCGAAGCAUGUCUGUUCGUGCUUGGGAUAGACACCUUAGAUAGGGACCAGCUAUCAGGACAGUUUGUGCCCAAUGUGGAUGAACGUAUCCGUGGUUACCCGCUGUGGAAUGACGGGCGGAACCACCUAAUCUUCAACCUGUACUCAGGCACCUGGCCUAACUACACAGAGGACCUGGGCUUCAACAUCGGCCAUGCCAUCUUAGCCAAAGCCAGCCUCAACACAGAGCAUUUCAGGCCAGGUUUUGACGUCUCCAUCCCUCUGUUCUCAAAGGAUCACCCGCAGAAGGGUGGGGAGCGGGGCUGGCUGGUGAGGAACACCAUACCGCCAAGAAGAAAGUACCUGCUGAUGUUCAAAGGGAAGCGUUAUCUGACGGGCAUCGGCUCAGACACCAGGAACGCCCUUCAUCACAUCCACAAUGGAAAGGACAUUGUGUCGCUAACGACGUGCCGCCACGGGAAGGACUGGGAGAAGCACAAAGACGCCCGCUGUGACCACGACAACCUGGAAUAUGAGAGGUUUGAUUACCAGGAGCUCCUCCACAACUCCACUUUCUGUUUGGUGCCUCGAGGUCGACGCCUGGGCUCCUUUCGAUUCCUAGAGUCGCUACAGGCGGCGUGUAUACCAGUGCUGCUGAGUAACGGUUGGGAGUUGCCGUUUUCUGAUGUCAUACAGUGGAACCAGGCGGUUAUUGAGGGAGACGAGAGAUUACUACUACAGGUGCCAUCCACAGUGAGAGCAGUAGGGAAUGAGAGAGUCCUGGCCCUCAGACAGAGGACCCAGAUGUUGUGGGAAGCCUACUUUUCCUCUGUGGACAAGAUAGUCCUCACCACACUGGAGAUCAUCAAGGACCGUGUGUUCUCUCACAUAUCGAGGAACAAGUACAUGUGGAACUCCCUGCCAGGAGGUCUGCUGGUCCUACCAGAGUACUCCACUCACCUCACACAUUUCCCUUUCUACUACCUGGGAUUAGGGGUCAGUCCAGGUCAAGAGUUCACUGCUGUCAUCCAUGCUGUCUCCGCAUUGGUCUCCCAGUCUCAACCAAUAAUGAAGCUGCUUCAGGUGGUCUCUAAGUCAAAAUACUGCUCACAGAUCAUAAUUCUCUGGAACAACGAGAAGCCGCCACCCAGUCGGAGCAAAUGGCCUCCCAUGCCCGUCCCCCUUACUGUGACAGACGGCAGGAGGAAGACCACCAGUCGGUUCCUACCUCAUGUUGCCAUAGAGACAGAAGCAGUGCUGAGUCUGGACGAGGAUACAGUCCUGCUGACCAGUGAGGUGAACUUUGCCUUCUUGGUGUGGCGGAGCUUCCCUGAGCGGAUCGUGGGCUACCCUCCCCGGAGCCACUUUUGGGAUCCCCUGAAGCACGCCUGGGGCUACACCUCUAAAUGGACCAAUGACUACUCCAUCGUGCUAACUGGAGCUGCCUUCUACCACAGGUACUACCACUACCUGUUCACCCACUACCUGCCACAGUCUCUGCGGACUCUUGUGGAUCGCACCUCCAACUGUGAGGACAUCCUGAUGAACUUCCUGGUCUCUGCUGUAACCCACCUGCCUCCAAUCAAAGUGGCUCAAAGGAAGCAGUACAAAGAGUUGCCCAGUCCACAGGGUGCAAAGAGUGUCCCCUGGGCCAACCCGGAGCACUUCAACCAGCGGCAGGAGUGUGUCAACACCUUCACCAACUGGUUUGGCUACAUGCCUCUUGUCCACUCUCAGUUUCGCCUGGACCCCGUGCUCUUCAAAGAUCAAGUUUCUGUCCUACGCAAGAAGUACAAAGACCUGGAGAGAGCAUGAAAAUGGCGGACAAAAUGGACAAAUAUGCUGAGAAGCAUAAAGUCUGAUCUAGUGGCCUUUUGGACAAACAAAUGGACCAAUCACAGGUGGACAGUCAAGAUGGGAUACUCUACGCUGUGUGGGAUGUGGACAAAGUGGCAGUGCGGUCCAUUUGUGACAUGGACAAAGUACAAUCAUCAGACAGACCCUGGUGGACUGUUCUGGACUAUAAACACAUUAAUGUGAAGAGAAAGGGGCCUAUAAAUGUUUGAAUGGAGUUUCAAAUCAUUCUCGUACCUCCGUGAGACAACGGAGGAGGAUAUUCAGGGGCCUUGAAAGAGUCCCUGCGAUUUAGGCUCUCACUGAGACAGGACAAUCUCUAUUAUCCAAAGAAGGUUAACGUCAAGGGCAACUGGACUGAGUUGACGAUGCUAACCAAGUUAACCUUCUUUGGAUAACUAUGACCUGGAUGACUGAGAACCUUCACAGACGACAAUCUCUAUUGGACAGCAAAAAAAGGAACGCGUGUGAACACUUCAGAUGUCAUUGCUAUUGCUGUGACAAUGAGAAAGGAAUGACUAUCUCAUGCCAGAAGCACCUGAGGGACUGGCAUUGGUGCCAUGCACUCCAGCUGUCAAAUGUGUCUCAGCAUUACUGUGCAGGGACUGUUGCCAUGGAAACAAAUCAUUUCACAUCAAAAUGCUAACUGUAAAACCAAUAAAUGAUUUAUAAAUGCAAA
Molecule: messenger RNA, 4601 nt
Organism: Micropterus dolomieu (smallmouth bass)
Lineage: Eukaryota; Metazoa; Chordata; Actinopteri; Centrarchiformes; Centrarchidae
Gene: ext1c
Product: exostoses (multiple) 1c
Exons: 12
Coding region: 1661-3883 (740 amino acids)
Cellular component (GO): membrane
Molecular function (GO): glycosyltransferase activity
Source: RefSeq, a predicted model, not a curated record